Spinacia oleracea (spinach) is the source of this 3510-nucleotide messenger RNA. RefSeq lists its product as uncharacterized. The record is from RefSeq and is a predicted model, not a curated record. Bases 1 to 3510 code for a protein of 1169 amino acids. NCBI's taxonomy places the organism in Eukaryota, Viridiplantae, Streptophyta, Magnoliopsida, Caryophyllales, Amaranthaceae. The transcript has 7 exons.
AUGGAUAAAAGUUGGAUCGAUCUACCCACUGGUCAUCGUGAAUAUAUCGACGGUUGUAUGGAAUUUAUUGAGUUUGCCAAGCAAGAUCUAGUCGAAGGAAAAAUUAGAUGUCCAUGUAAGAACUGGGAUACGUUUCAGCGUAUGUUUGAGAGUGAUGGAGGGAUUACUAGUGAAGGAUCCCUUGAUAACCAAAGUGGGUUUGUAGGUCGAGAUAAUAUGGGAGGGCUAUUAAGAUCAGCAUUUAGUGUUAAUAUGCCUCCCAAUUUCCCAAAUUUAGAAGCACGAGAGGAUGAUGAAUUGAUUGAGGAGCCCGUGGCCUAUGACACGGGUGUAGAAUAUGAUUAUUCUACAAUAGAAGAAGAUGUGACGUAUAAGAAGUUGCUUGAAGCUUCUGAGGAGAAAUUAUACGAGGGGUGUAUCAAUUUUUCAAAGUUAUCUUUUCUGUUACACUUGUUUCACUUGAAGUGUAUGAAUCACUGGUCCAUAGAAUCUUUCAAUAUGCUGUUGAAGUUAAUUCUAGAUGCAUUUCCUCAAAUACUUGAUUUUCCCUUUUCUUAUUAUUACAGUAAGAAAAUGAUAAAAGACUCGGGCCUUGGGUAUGAAAAGAUUGAUGCUUGUCCGAAUAAUUGCAUGUUGUAUUGGGGUGAAUUUUUAGAGAAAGACAAGUGUCAUGUUUGUGGUACAUCGAGGUGGACGAAAACUAAGGAUAGAGGUGGCGUUGUAAGUGAUCAAGGUACAGAUACUUGUAAGAAAGGUGUGCCAGCUAAGGUAAUGCGAUAUUUCCCUCUUAUACCGAGACCAAAAAGAAUCUACAUGUCAUCAGAAACAGCAGAAGAUAUGAGAUGGCAUGAUACAAAGCGAUUGGGUGAAGAUGAUAAGAGGAUUUUAAGGCAUCCUUCAGAUGGCUUAGCAUGGAAGGCAUUUGAUGAGCGUCACAAAGAUUUUGCAUUAGACCCUCGUAGUGUUCGAUUAGGUCUUGCGAGUGAUGGUUUUAAUCCUUACCGUUUAAUGAACACCACUUAUAGUACGUGGCUAAUGAUGUUGAUUCCUUAUAAUCUUCCACCAUGGUUAUGUAUGAAACCAUCUUCUUUCAUUCUGUCCACGCUUAUUCCUGGAAAAUCAAGUCCCGGAAAUGAUAUUGACGUGUAUCUGCAGCCAUUAGUGCAUGAAUUGAAAUUGUUGUGGACAAGGGUUGAAGCAUUUGAUGCUUGUGCUGGAGAGAAAUUUAAUUUGCGUGCGGCUUUGCUUUGGACUAUUAAUGACUUUCCCGGCUAUGCAAUGCUCUCUGGUUUGAGCACAAAAGGUUACAAUGCAUGUCCUAUAUGCUUAGAUUCCACGCCUUCUGAUAGAUUUGGGAGCAAGAUUUACUAUUGUAGCUAUAGAAAAUGGUUACUUGCAGAUCACCCAUAUCGAUGUCAAGGUGCCAAGUUUUGUGAGAAGUUUGGAACUAAUGAGUGGGGUAAAGCCCCAUCUCGUCCUAGCGGCACUGAUAUAUUGAGGCAGCAAGAAAAGUUGAAGCAUGUUUACGGAAAGUCGAAGGCACCACCGAAAAAGAGGCAAAGAGAACAUGAUGAUGACGAUGAUGUCCAAGAUGAAAGUGACUUUGGUACCAAGAGAAGCAUAUUAUUUGAUUUGGUGUAUUGGGAGCAUAAUCUUCUAAGGCAUAAUUUAGAUGUGAUGCACAUUGAGAAAAACGUGUCUGAGAAUAUUUUGGGAACUCUUCUUAGUAUGGAUAAGAGUAGAGAUAGUAAGAAUGAUCGAGAAGCCCUUGAAGCAUGGAGAAUAAAGUCUCACCUUUGGCUGAGUACUAAUCCUAACGGAAGUGAAUGCAUGACCCCGGCUUCCUAUUCUAUGUCUACGGAGGAGAAGGAGAGGUUCCUAAAUAUUUUGCAGAAAAUUAAAGUUCCUGAUGGAUAUGGAUCCAACCUUUCAAGUUGUGUGAAUAUGAAGCAAAGGAAGUUGAUUAACCUCAAAAGUCAUGAAAACCAUGUUCUAAUGCAGGAUAUCCUUCCUGUUGCCUUAAGGGCCUCUAAAGCUACAAAAGUGAUUGACUUGUUGGCUAGAUUGUCUUCCUUUUUCAAGAAGUUGUGCUCUACUACUAUUGAUCCAGAUGAUUUAGAUGGUCUUCAAUAUGGAAUUAGUUUAACUCUUUGUGACUUGGAAAAGGAGUUUCUGCCUUCAUUUUUCACAAUCAUGGUCCAUUUGUUGAUUCACUUAGUGGAGGAGGUUAAACAUGGUGGACCAGUGCAAUACAGAUGGAUGUAUCCCAUUGAAAGGCACUUGUCCCAUUUGAAAUCACAUGGAACCAAUAAAGCCCAACCUGAAGGAUCUAUUGCAGAAGGCUUCCUUUUAGAGGAGACAAUUAGGUUUUGUUCGAGAUAUCUUCAAGGUGUUAAGACCAUCUUCAACAUACCUAAAAGGAUGGAUGAUGACAUUCCAAAUCCCAAUGAUUACUUGUUUAAUUCCGGUGGUCGAGUUAUUGGGAAGGAGGUCAGCAUUCGCCUUGAUGACAAAAGCUUAAAACAAGCUCAUCGCUACAUUUUGCUUCACUCUGAUGAGAUAAAAGGGGAUCUAGAUGAAUUUUUAACCGAGAAACGUCUAAUGAACUUACAAAAUCCUGUCACGGAGAGUGAUGAAAGUAACUGGAUCAUCAAUCAAUUUGGAGGGUGGAUGCAAAAUAAGGUACAUUGCAUAGAUGCAACCAACGAAGAUGGGAAGCUAAGAAAAGCUUUGGCGGGUGGUUUGCAUUCUUAUGGCAGAAAAUUAAAAGGAUACAUAAUCAAUGGAUACAAAUUCCUUUCCACGGAUCGCGAUUGUCGUCUUUUGACACAAAAUUCUGGAAUUAUGGUCGAAGCGGAUGGAGAGGCAUACUAUGGAAAAGUGAAAGAUAUCUAUGAAUUAGAUUAUUACGGAGAUUACAAAGUUGUAUUUUUUCGUUGUCAUUGGAUAGACAUUCAUAGGGGUGUAAGAGCAUAUCCAAACGGCGGAGUAUGCGUCAAUUUCUCUAAAUUGAUGCAUUCUGGACGAUUGUUGCAAGAUGAUCCAUUUGUAUCCUCAUCUCAAGCAAAAAAAGUUUUUUACGUAGAAGAUGAGAUACAAAAGGGAUGGUUGCAUGUUGUUAAGAACAAGCCUAGAGAAGUGUUUGAUUUAGGGGAUUCAUUACCACUUCAGACAGUAGUUGGGUGGAGGGGUUGGGAUGGCUUACAGAGGGUGGAGGUGAGUGGUGAUGGUGGGCUUUCUGUGAGGCAAGUAGUGUUAGAUAUGGUUAUGACUAAAAGAACAUUGGUAGCUAUUGACGAAGGGUCGAGCAUUGCUGCAUCCAAGUCCCCAAAAUCUUCUGAUCCAUCCACCCAAAACUGGGGACCGUUCAGUCCUCCAACACUUGGAGUGUCACAGACAUUUGGGACGGUAUCACAACCCAUUAAGCAACCAGUAGCUGCUAAAAAACCAUGGUUGCACCACAAUCAUCCUUGCCUCGGCCUACUUCCAUGGUUUCAAAGCCACAACUGA